AUGGCCAAGUCUUCAUCCGGAUCCUCAUCCGGGUCUUCGUUUACGUUCCAACACUGGUCCUCAUCUGGGUCUUCGCCUAGGUCUCCAUACAAAGGCCGCCUUCUAGAUGUCACGCCCUUGAGUUAUGGCGGUGAUUACAAGGAAUGGGUUCGUCAAAUGAAGUACAAUUUUGACACGAAGGGCACGAUUGCACUCAUUGAAAAGGACGACGGACCAGGAUUUGCGGCAACAAAACAAGAGAAAGCUGCCUGGGAAGCGAUGGUUAAAGACGAGAAAGGAGAUCUUUUGAGAUGCCUCGAUGCCGAGGUCUGUGCAAAUGUUACGCUUUCUCCAUGGAUAGCUACCAGUAGUGUCAAACAGACUUGGCACGCAAUCCGAAUGGAAAUUUUGGGAAUGUCACUCGAAGAGGCAUAUUCUUUGCUCUCUGACUUCAACAAGCUGAAAGACGCGAGAUACCCAUCACCACAAGCCUUUCUCGACACCAUCGAUGAUGGGUGGACCCACAUCAACAGACAUUUCCCAUCGCCCCAACCUGAUAUCUUGAAGCUCAUUGUUGCGCUCGAGGGCAUAAAGAACCUCUAUGGGAAGUCAUACGCCAAUUUCUGGCGUGGUCGUACGAACACUAGCCAUCCAACAUACCAAGAUCUCAAAGAUUUCAUUGAAAGAGAGGCGCAACUGGAGCCCAGUCUAUUCAACGCUACAGAGAACUCGAAAGACAUCAAAGCCAAGACAGGAAUGUUCCGCAACGUGAUCAAAAGCAAGACCUACUGA
Molecule: messenger RNA, 771 nt
Organism: Fusarium odoratissimum NRRL 54006
Lineage: Eukaryota; Fungi; Ascomycota; Sordariomycetes; Hypocreales; Nectriaceae
Exons: 1
Coding region: 1-771 (256 amino acids)
Source: RefSeq, a predicted model, not a curated record